AUGCAUUCAUCGUUUGCGUUGCUUCUCGCCACGUGCGUAACGCUGGUAGCCGGCGGCGUGCUCGCUGGUGAGGACGCCAACACGUACCACAACGGCGAGCCGGUGCGGGUGUAUGGCAACAAAAUAGGCCCGCUGCACAAUGUAUUUGAGACGUACGACCUGUUCCGCGCCCCCGGUUGCCCGCCCGCCAGCUGGGAUCAGAAGGCUCCGACACUUGGCCAAGCACUUGUUGGUGACGAGCUGUACGAAAUGAACGUUACGAUACGAUACGGUGGCGACGUGACGGGGGGACUUAUCUGCCACUUCAAGCCCAGCGAUGCGGAGGUAGCGCGGUGGCGUGAAAUGAUCGCUGAAGGUUACGCGUACCAGCUGCUGCUGGACGAACUGCCGCUCUGGGCAAGUUUUGGGCGAGUGGUGAAGGGGGAGCCUAUGAUUUACCUACACCGCACCUUCCACCUCGGCGUGAACCAGCAGCAUAUUGUCAACGUGACGCUAGAGACCGGCAACCUUGAGGCUCUUCGCAUUGGCAAGACGUAUGCUUUCACAUAUUCGGUUCGUUUCAAGCCGUCUUCUAUUCCGUUUGAGGACCGCUUCGCAAAGUAUGUGGAUGAGGAGCUCUUCGAGCCCCGCAUUCGAUGGUUUGCUAUCGGCAACUCCCUACUGCUAGCUGUAUUCCUCGUUGUUGUGGUCACAACAAUUCUCUCUCGCCUGCUGCGAACCGACUAUCAGCGCAUUGAGCACGAGCUACGCAUGCGGGAUGAAGGCAACGACGACCUCGUCGACAGCACGGGGUGGAAACAGCUCUACGCCGACAUUCACCGCGUCCCCUCAAAUCCGACGCUUUUGUGUGCUCUCAUCGGCACGGGAGUACAGCUCUCCGUGGUGUUUGUGCUAGGAAUCAUCACGGCAGCAUUUUACAGUCUGCACCGCAAACCAACUCAAGGGGCCGUUACGGUCGUCGCUGUGGUGUACGCCCUCACAGGUGUUGUGGCGGGAUUUGUCUCGUCGGCCCAGUUCAUGCGGUACGCAAUGCUGAGCCCUGCCCUUUCCAAGAAGUGGAUGCGCUGCAUGGAGCUUACAAUGCUUGUAUUCCCGCUGUUCCUUGUGUCUUGUGGUACUGUUACGAAUGGGCUCGCACACCUCUACGAGUCAGCUCGGGCAGUCCAUCUUGGCGGCGUGACGUUUUUGAUGGCGCUGCUGCUUGUGGGAUUCUGCCCGUCAGUGGUGGCAGGAACACUCAUGGGCCGCUAUUUGUACCGGCGCCUCGCGUUGUCCCCGCGCAGUCAUCGCGACUUGCCACAUGUGAACCAGAUUCCCCGGCUUAUACCGCCGCCGCCAAGCACUCUUCUGUCCACCGGGAUUUUCAUCCUCCUCUGCGGCUUGCUGCCCUUUGGCUCCAUUGUUUUUGAGCUCUGUCUUGUAUUGAGUUCUAUAUGGCUGAACAAGCUUUACUACUUGUACACGUUCCUGUUGUUGGCAUUUAUUAUAUUCACGGUGGUCACAUGUUGCGUUUCAAUCACUGCGACCUAUGUCCUUCUCAACAUUGAGAACCACCGCUGGUCGUGGGUGGCGUUCGGUUUCGGUGCGUCUAGUGGGCUGUACGUGUACCUCUACGCUGUGUAUUUCUACGUCUUCCGUACAGAAAUGAGCGGUUUCUUCACGCUUGUCUUCUACUUUACAUAUUCCGCGACACUUUCGGUUGCUAUUGGUGUUACCGGUGGGUCCGUUGCGUUCCUCGCUGCGUCACUGUUCAUACGGAAGAUAUACGCCUAUGUGAAGGCUGACUGA
Messenger RNA from Trypanosoma grayi, 1788 nucleotides. Its product is annotated as putative endomembrane protein. The record is from RefSeq and is a predicted model, not a curated record. Gene Ontology annotation, biological process: protein localization to membrane. Gene Ontology annotation, cellular component: membrane. The coding region runs from base 1 to 1788 and encodes 595 amino acids. NCBI's taxonomy places the organism in Eukaryota, Euglenozoa, Kinetoplastea, Trypanosomatida, Trypanosomatidae. The transcript has a single exon.